Lucilia cuprina (Australian sheep blowfly) is the source of this 1079-nucleotide messenger RNA. It is a transcript of the gene Dhdds, whose product is annotated as dehydrodolichyl diphosphate synthase complex subunit DHDDS. The coding region runs from base 129 to 1034 and encodes 301 amino acids. NCBI's taxonomy places the organism in Eukaryota, Metazoa, Arthropoda, Insecta, Diptera, Calliphoridae. Gene Ontology annotation, molecular function: ditrans,polycis-polyprenyl diphosphate synthase [(2E,6E)-farnesyl diphosphate specific] activity. Gene Ontology annotation, cellular component: dehydrodolichyl diphosphate synthase complex; endoplasmic reticulum. The transcript has 2 exons. Gene Ontology annotation, biological process: polyprenol biosynthetic process. The record is from RefSeq and is a predicted model, not a curated record.
AAGCCGCCGAUGUUAAUAUUUGUCGGCACGGGGCUCUGUCCAUCACACGACUAAAGUUUAUCUUUUUUCAGGAAAAUAUGUAAAAAAGACAGAAAUUACAAAAAAUUAGGAAUUUGUAUUGUUCAAUCAUGUCGUGGGUAUCAGAUUAUAAAUAUUCCUGGCUGGAAACAUUAGCAAUGAAUGUCAUCAAGGCUGGAGGUCAUUUACCUUACCAUAUUGCCUUUGUAAUGGAUGGUAAUCGCCGUUACGCCAAUUCACAACAUAUUCGGAAAAUAGAUGGCCAUUCAAAGGGCUUUGAUAAAUUGGCUGACUGCUUAAGAUGGUGUUUGGAUUUGGGAAUUCGAGAAGUUACAACUUUCGCAUUUAGUAUUGAGAAUUAUAAAAGAUCAGAAGAAGAAGUCAACGGUUUACUAGAUUUGGCCCGAGAGAAAUUUUCAAAACUUUUAGAAGAGUCUUCUAAAUUACAAGAGCAUGGAGUCCGGAUUAGAGUUAUUGGCAAUUUAAAACUUUUACCGGUAGACCUACAGAAACUAAUAGCGAAAGCAAUGCUUUUAACUGAGAAUAAUAACAAACUUUUUCUAAAUGUGGCAUUUUCAUAUACUUCCCGAGACGAGAUAACGCAAGCAGUAGAAUCUGUUUUAAUGUAUGGCGAUAAUUUAGAAGUUAAUAAUAUAAGUGAACGGCUUUUAGACGAAUGUCUUUACACACGACAUUCUCCAUCACCAGAUUUACUUUUUCGAACCUCUGGAGAGACUCGAAUUAGUGAUUUUUUGAUGUGGCAGCUUGAUUCAACGGUUUUAUAUUUUACAAAAAUACUUUGGCCUCAAAUUACAAUCUGGAAUUUUUUAGCUGGGGUAUUUUCCUAUCAACGUGCAGCUCUGCGCUUGGAGCAUUACAAAAGACAUGAACGUUUAGAACGUGCUCAAGUGGCAAAGAAUUCCAAUUUUUACAGCGACAGUGUUCAAGACUUUCUUGAGCGUUUGGAUAUGUUUAGGAAAAAUAUACUUUUGCAAUUGUGGUCUUCAAGUCAAUAGCUUUAUUAAAACAAAUUAAGAAAUAAAGUGUUCAUUGUUAUUGUA